Molecule: messenger RNA, 2340 nt
Organism: Mobula hypostoma (lesser devil ray)
Lineage: Eukaryota; Metazoa; Chordata; Chondrichthyes; Myliobatiformes; Myliobatidae
Product: polyadenylate-binding protein 1-like
Exons: 16
Coding region: 396-1940 (514 amino acids)
Cellular component (GO): cytosol; ribonucleoprotein complex; nucleus
Molecular function (GO): poly(A) binding; poly(U) RNA binding; mRNA 3'-UTR binding
Source: RefSeq, a predicted model, not a curated record
GGUUGUGGAAAGUGUGAAGGUGGGUGCCAUGCUUGCAGCAUGAUGGCGAAGAGCUCCGCUUCUACCCACAAAGAAACAUUAUAGAAGCAACGCCUGCUGAGAAAUGUGCAUGCCUUUGAGUUGCCAUAUGUGAGACUAUGGAGCCCGCAGAAUGGAAACAGCAGAAUAAUGAUCAGGAAAAGGCUCUUGUACCUCCUCUCUGAUGGUAGCAAUGAGAAGAGGGCACGUCCUGGACGAUGAGGGACCUUAAUGAUGGAUGCCACCUUCUCGAGGCACUGCUCUUGAAGAUGUCCUUGAUGGUUGGGAGGUGAUUAUGCUUUGCAACGUCAUUCAUUUGGCACCGGGCCCAGGAAAUGGUCGAGCAACAGACAGAGCUAAAGCACUAAUUUGAACAGAUGAAACAGGACCAAAUCACAAACCACCAGGGGGUCAACCUUUAUGUCAAAAAUCUGGAUAAGAAUAUUGAUGAUGUGCGACUGCGCAAAGAAUUUUCACCGUUCGGUACAAUUACAAGUGCUAAGGUGAUGAUGGAGCAUGGGCAUAGUAAAGGCUUUGGAUUUGUCUGUUUCUCUUCACCAGAGGAAGCUACCAAGGCUAUAACAGAGAUGAAUGGCCGGAUUGUUAGCACUAAAGCUUUGUAUGUUGCUCUGGCUCAACGCAAAGAAGAACGACGAGCUCAUCUGGCAAAGCAAUACAUGCAGAGAAUGGCUCAGAACCGUGCUGCAAAUUACCCAACAGACAGCUUGCACAGCUUCGACCCAGCGCUCGAUGGGCUGCCCAAAGUGUCAGACCACAACGGGGUCAAUCUUUAUGUCAAAAAUCUGGAUGAUGGUAUUGAUGAUGAGCGACUGCGCAAAGAAUUUUCACCGUUCGGUACAAUUACAAGUGCUAAGGUGAUGAUGGAGCAUGGGCGCAGUAAAGGCUUUGGAUUUGUCUGUUUCUCUUCACCAGAGGAAGCUACCAAGGCUGUAACAGAGAUGAAUGGCCGGAUUGUUAGCACUAAAGCUUUGUAUGUUGCUCUGGCUCAACGCAAAGAAGAACGACGAGCUCAUCUGGCAAACCAAUACAUGCAGAGAAUGGGGGUCAACCUUUAUGUCAAAAAUCUGGAUAAGUGUUUUGAUAAUGAGCGACUGCGCAAAGAAUUUUCACCAUUCGGUACAAUUACAAGUGCUAAGGUGAUGAUGGAGCAUGGGCGCAGUAAAGGCUUUGGAUUUGUCUGUUUCUCUUCACCAGAGGAAGCUACCAUGGCUAUAACAGAGAUGAAUGGCCGGAUUGUUGGCCCCAAGCCUUUGUAUGUUGCUCUGGCUCAGCGCAAAGAAGAACGACAAGCUCGUCUGACAAACCAAUACAUACAGAGAAUGGCGAAUGUCAGAGCUGUUUCAAAUCCUGUCAUCAAUCUUGUUAUCAAUCCUUACCAACCAGCUCCACCGUCUGGGUACUUGUUAGCACCAUUCCCUCAGGCUCAGAACCGUGCUGCAUAUUACCCAACAGGUCAGCUUGCACAGCUUCGACCCAACGCUCGAUGGGCUGCCCAGAGUGUCAGGCCACAACCAUUCCAGAGUAUGCCUGGCAGCAUACGUCCAACAGGUCCCCGACCACCAACCAUCAGUUCCAUGAGACCAACUUCUCAGGUGCCAUGUGCCAUGAACACUCAGCGUGUUGCUAACACAGCAAUACAGACAAUGGGACCUCGUGCUGGUGCUACAGCUCCUGGUGUUCGCUCGUUUACACAAUACAAAUAUGCUGCAGGAGUCUGCAAUCCUCAACAACAUCUAAAUACCCAGCCUCCGGUUGCUAUGCAACAGCCUGCAGUUCACGUACAAGACCAGGAACCCCUGACUGAUUCCAUGCUAGCUGCUGCCCCUCCCCAGGAACAGAAGCAGAAGCAGAUGCUGGGAGAGGACGACAAUGAAGCUUGCAUUACUGAAAAAAAAAUCUAAACAUUGGAUAAAGUUUAAAAGAAAACUCUAAAACAUAUCAAAACAGAAAAUGUUUACGAAAAAAAUCAUAAAGGAAACCUCUAAGCUUAUGAAAUGAAGUCACUACCAGGUCUGGCGUAAGUGCUGCUAGUCCUAGACUUUUAUGCGGAAAAUUACAAAAAAAAAUGUAAAUUGUGAAGUUUUCUAGUCUGGGGUAGAUGUUUUAUGCACAAAAACGUUUGAUACAUUAAAACAUUUGAUGCAUUCAUUUCUUUAAAGUUUUGUAACCCAUUAGUGUGGAUAUGUUCAGCAGAUCCACACUAUGUUUAGUUGACCAUGUUUUUGAUGGUUAAGCAUUAAAAACUGAAACUGAAUAUUUGGAUUAUAGCAUGCUUGCCUUAAUAAAGAUGCUGAAUAAUGA